UAAGGCGACAAAGAGACACCCAUAUAGUUCUCUAGUAGAAUCAAAUAUAACCUAUAAAACUUAAUUCAAAGGGAAAAAAUUUUGUCCGCUAUUACAAACGAUGCAACGUAUUGAAACAUUGUGGAAACAAUUACGUUUGAUCGAUGCCUUCGGAACGAAACGAACGUCUAUAAAAUUGUUCAGUACCGAGAAACCACCGGACGACAACAUCAAAAAAGCUAAGGACGUGAAUACCGAGAUCAAAGAAAUAAAACCACACGAAGCUACUGAGAAUAAAUUUUCGAGUGAAAAGGUAAAAAAUGAGUCUGACGAAUCGAUUGAAAAUCUAUCGUCCAUAUCGACCUCCGAUAUCGAAUCGAAUAGAAUGGAGUCCGACGAGGAUUUAACACAGCCAGAAGUAAAGCUGAGCGGAUUUGCGGAAACGUUUAAAAAGUUUUCACAAAUCGACGAACCUAAAGAAUCUGAAAAACUUGUCACAUUCGCUACCUUACUGCGUCGUUCGGAGUUUAUGAACUUGGGAGAUCCGGAAGGGAAAAGGGUCGUAGGAAAAAUAUUUAAAACUGUAAACAACGAUUUGUACAUAGAUUUUGGAUGGAAAUUUCAUUGCGUAUGUCAUAGACCUUUAAAAAAUGGAGAAUUUUACGUUAGAGGCUCAUCGGUAAUUUUAAAGAUAAAGGAUCUGGAAUUGUCUAAGAGGUUCCUGGGCUCGACCAAGGAUACUACUAUUUUAGAAGCAGAUUGUAUACUUUUAGGUUUGUUACAUUCUCCAUUAAAAAGAAUUAAUACUCGAUCAGAAAUUUCCCAAGUUCAACAAUAACUUGAUGUCGGUUAAUUAUUGUAUUAUCAAAGAGAUACUGUAAGAUUAAAAAAAGAUUAAAAAAAUGUUUCUAUGAUUCAA
Vespula pensylvanica (western yellowjacket) is the source of this 898-nucleotide messenger RNA. It is a transcript of the gene mRpS28, whose product is annotated as 28S ribosomal protein S28, mitochondrial. Gene Ontology annotation, cellular component: mitochondrial small ribosomal subunit. NCBI's taxonomy places the organism in Eukaryota, Metazoa, Arthropoda, Insecta, Hymenoptera, Vespidae. The transcript is spliced from 3 exons. The record is from RefSeq and is a predicted model, not a curated record. Bases 101 to 817 code for a protein of 238 amino acids.